CCGACUCUUUUGCUUUGGACGUCGUGAUACAUGCCCACCAAUUGAGAUUGUGUCAUCCCACUUUAAGUCGCCUUGACUCGGAUACUCCGAAGAUGGCCCGGCCAAACAACAACAACAGUAACGAAACGUUCUACAACCAAACGCGCCAACCGAGAGGCAACUAUUGAUAAUCUCAUCGAAUGGGAGUUGCUGACUCAGAUGGAAAGGCCAGAAUACCGUUAAGGUAGCUAGAUCAUAUCUGCCCGGGCAGGAGUGAUCUCAUCUGUUAACAAUUCGACAGGCGCGUCUUGGUGCCGACUUGAAGGGCGCUCUCUUGAACCUUUCUCACUCUAUGACUGUUCACAUCUUCAUCAUUUACCAUCACUCGCUAUAAAAGUGUGAUUGCUUCCGACUCAGAAUGGCUCGCUAUCUCAACCCGGCCAAGAUUGGCCUUCUCGCUCUCAUAGAGCUCUAUGUUGAAGGAGCUGUCCCAAGUGAUGCUAUCCUUCCUGUGCUCUCCUUUGUCACCUCUCAUCUCAUGGAUCAUUUUUCACCAAAAUCAUCCGCCGACCAGUCCGAAAGAUGGAGCAAGGCAGAGAAAACCGUCAGCCUCGUCAUAAGCAUCAAAGAGUUUGAGAAGCUUCUUGGGAGCUACCCCUUUCUCAUGGGCAUGCCCGGACGGAGGUUAUGGGAUCAGUUCUUGGGCAAACUAUGGGAUAUCAACUCAUUGGAUGCACUGCACAACUUUUUCGACAAUCUAUCCGGUUUGUUGGCCAAAACCAAGGAGGAACGUAAGAGAUUGGCUGAGUUGGGCCAGCCAGUGGAAGAGGAAGAAGGCAUCAGGCUCUCUGCCAACUCUCCCUUUGGCGCUUUUGUGCGCAGAUCGCGUCUUGAGUACCAGCGAUUACGCUUCCACGACUGUACAGAGCUAUGGAAACAAUUUGUCCGAUAUCGACAACCAACAGCCCCUUAUCUCAAGCGCAAGGUUCCAGGCUUCGGACGGCUGAGUUUCGACAAUGUUCUCUUGGUGGGCGAGCAGGAAGAUUGGGACCUCAAGAACGUUAUGGACUUGGCCUCUGUGGCGUAUGGUGAUAUGCUCACGGGAGACCAAAGUGGAUCGCUUCCCGUGAGCACAGAUGACAUCGAGAGUCUCCUGGAGUUCCAAAUCGAGCAGAUGCAGAAAUUUGGAAACAGGAUACCCCUCGAAAUCCGUCAUCAGUUUCAUGAUCUACUCAACGACAGCUAUCUCAUUCCAAGUCUCACACACUAUCUCAAAUUCCUCGAUGCAUGGAGAGCUGGAGACUAUCCCACCGCAUUUGAUUAUUUGCACCGUUACUUUGACUACACCAUGCAGAACAGAGAUCGCCUGUUCUACCAAUACGCUUUGAUGAACUUGGCUGUUUUGCAAGCCGACUUCGGUUGUUACAAAGAAGCUGUAGCAGCCAUGCUUGAAACCGUGUCGACAGCGAGAGAGAACCGAGACAUGACUUGCCUCAACUUUGCCUUGAACUGGCUCUUCCACUUCGGCCGUGCCCAUCCUGAUCUCGUCCAGGAUUUGGAAUCGAAUAGCCUGCUCGGUACUGGCAAAGAAAGCUUGGCCUUUCUCCGUGUUAAGGCCAGAGAGACAGGCAUGUUCACGCUUUGGAGCUCGGUUCUCCUCAGCGAAGCAAAGCUCGGACUAUUGAACGGUGACAGCGUGGCUACGGCUUUUGAGUCGAUCGUGCGAAGCUCUCACAUCAUCGUAGAGAGGAAUAUGAACAACAUGUUUGGGACACACAUUUCACUCGCUUCAGCUCUCUGGGACAGGCUUGGCCUCUCGACCCUAUCGUCAGCAACCUGCGAGGUAUUCCUGAAAUGCCACGCCCGCAAUGCCAUUUUUGAUGAUGAACUGAAGUUGACUUGCCGACUCGCUCUACUACUCGCUUCAAGGGGAAAAUACGACGAUGCAAUGGCUAAAUUGGAAAGCCUGGAGGAUAACUCACUGAGAUCCUGGAAGCCCAGCCAGUACUGGCACAAGUGCCGAGGUGUCAUCAAGUUGAAAAGAGACUUACAUCACAACAAUCUCGAAGGAGCUGAACGGCUUCUAUCUCAGAUCCUCCAAUCAAAGAUGGAUGAUCUAGAACCUGACAUGGCGUUCUUGGUAGACACCCUCCACAUUGACUAUCUUACUCGUCGUGGAGAUCUUCAAGCAGCGUUUGCAAAAGUCGACAGCAUGAUGUCGCAGUUAGAAAAUGAGAAGAAGGACGUGGUACUCAAGGUCAAACUCUUACUCCUCAAAGCCUCUCUUCUUGAUAAGUGUGGCCGGCCGCAGAGAGGGUUCACGACAGCAAUGCGGGCAGCGAGCAUAUCGUGGGGAGCUCGUCUGAUACCCUGCCUCUGGCAAGCCAUCGGCUGCGUGUCGAAUAUUCUGGUCUCUUUGAAGGAAUUUGAAGCAGCCUCUCAGCUCUUGUUGGCUAUCUUACCCCGUUCUCUCGAGUGCGAGACUGAGAGUCUGACAGCCCAGCUCUACAGCUACCUCGCUGACGCCAACAUGGGACUUGCUGGUAAAUGCGAACCCAAGUCAGCCAAACGAUCGGAAUACAUGACGAAAGCUCUCGCGGCAGUGCAAAAGUCUUUUGAUCAUUACUCAAGUGUCGAGGACAUGAACAUGCAAUGCCAAAUGAUGGCAAAGAAGGCGAUGAUCAUGAAGCUGACUGGGGAUAUGGUUCUGGCUGCAGAUUACGCUGCAGCGUAUGUGUCAUUGCGAAAAACUGCUGAAUCACUCAGUCUUGACGGGUAGGCAUUGGUAAUGGCAAAUUUGAAUCAUUGGCAUUGCUUGAAACGACAUAUGGGAGUUCAUUAUACCGUUUAUUUAUACAGAGACGGGUAGUCUCUCAACCCGUCCUAGAGAGGAUUUAUAUCCAAGAACAUGAAACUUUACGAAUACCCACGCAAUCAUGCUGCAUGCCCCAUGUGACACUAAUAAUGCUUG
This is a messenger RNA of Fusarium verticillioides 7600, 2950 nucleotides long. RefSeq lists its product as hypothetical. Bases 398 to 2758 code for a protein of 786 amino acids. Lineage: Eukaryota; Fungi; Ascomycota; Sordariomycetes; Hypocreales; Nectriaceae. Gene Ontology annotation, cellular component: anaphase-promoting complex. The record is from RefSeq and is a predicted model, not a curated record. Gene Ontology annotation, biological process: protein K11-linked ubiquitination; positive regulation of mitotic metaphase/anaphase transition; anaphase-promoting complex-dependent catabolic process. Gene Ontology annotation, molecular function: protein binding. The transcript is spliced from 3 exons.